CUGGGUGUAUGAAUUCACUAGUGCAUCGCCCGAUCGGUCCAAGAACAUCGAGGUUUCCAUUUCACCCACAUUGAAAAAAUGACUUUUGAUCCGCCGAUGAAGUGUUGACUUCCUAUGUCUAUGGUCUUCACAAACGGACUUUUUUGGGUUUGGAUUUUAUUUGAACCGAUUCUAAUGUAUUAGAAGUGAAAACUUACCUAACCAACCAACUGCAUUAUUAAACUAGGAAUUUGGAAUGUCGUAUAAAUAAAUAAAUUUGUUCUCAGCCGUAUUGAUUCCUCUUCACUCACGUUUACCAGAAGAGGGAGAGGUCCAAGAAAAAGACUGGGAGUCUAUUUGCAUCUUUUGGAUCUUUUUUCAUCUUCUCUCUUGGGAUCUCUGCCUUGGUUUCCUCAACCACCGAAAAAAAAACAAAAAAUGCCUGAAGGAACCCUCGAAGUUGUUCUUCAUUCUGCCAAGGGUCUUGAAAACACCGAUUUCCUAUGGAACAAUAUGGAUCCCUAUGUUAUCCUCAUUUGCAGAACUCAGGAGCAAAAAAGCACUGUUGCAUCAGGGAAAGGGUCCGAUCCAGAGUGGAAUGAGACUUUCGUGUUCACCAUUUCAGAUGGCGUUUCAGAGCUUACAUUGAAAAUAAUGGACAGUGACAGUGGCACCGAGGAUGAUUUUGUGGGAGAAGCAACCAUUCCACUGAAUCCUGUAUUUGAAAAAGGAAACCUCCCACCAACUUCAUAUAAUGUUGUUAAGGAACAACAAUACAGUGGAGAGAUUCGUCUUGCCCUCACUUUCACGCCUAUGAGUGAUAGGGAUUAUGCUAUCGAAAAGCAAAGCUAUGGCGGAUGGAAAGAAUCAGCAUACAGAGAGUAGUCUUAAAUCUGUGGGACUCCUUAUGAAACAAAUCAUAUGUUGUUGAAAUGGAAAUAAACAGACUUUGGUUAUUUGGGUUUUUAUUACAAGGGCGUGAUUUCAUGAACUUAUUUAUAUUAAAUAUGGAGUUAAUUUGGCUUAGUCUUUCAACGAUGCAGAUGCAGAUAUCCGCAGGUUAAAAACUUGUAUAAACAUCAGGUAAUAUGUUGUCGGACGUGGACAUCCACAAGUCAAAACUUGCAGAUAUAUGCAUCAUAGAAUAAUUGUAAUUUAGUUAUAUUGAGUUACGUAUCGUGGGUGUAAACUUUUUUAAAUUUCACUUGCAUACGUUUUUAGAUUUCA
This is a messenger RNA of Ziziphus jujuba (common jujube), 1206 nucleotides long. Its product is annotated as elicitor-responsive protein 3. The transcript has 5 exons. The record is from RefSeq and is a predicted model, not a curated record. Bases 418 to 864 code for a protein of 148 amino acids. NCBI's taxonomy places the organism in Eukaryota, Viridiplantae, Streptophyta, Magnoliopsida, Rosales, Rhamnaceae.